GCCUUGGUAUUCAAACUAUGGGUCGCUACCAAAAUUGCCACGAUAUUUUGCAAGGUUGACGGAUAUUUAUUUUGUCAGUGAGGCGAUAGAAUUUGUCAUGUCUUGAAACUGUAUGCGAAGAAUCGUUUCCUGAAUUUGGCUUUUUUCCACAAAGUAAAACUAGAAAUUUUCUUCUAUCAUAUUGUUUUUGACCUUGAUUCUUAUAUUUGCGUCUCAUAGAGGACCUCCACGUUUAGGCCUAUGCUAAAAAUAUUUACCUGUGCUCGGGCGUACUUUGACAAUAUGUUGUCGGUAACCGGUAAUAGAACUUGUCUUGUCUAGCUUUUUUGUGCAAAUGUAAGUGUAAGCGAAGUAUCGUUUCCUGAAUUUGGCAUUUUCCCACAAAGUAAACCUAGAUAUUUUUCUUUUGUCAUAUUGACCUUAAUUUCUUAUGUUUGCUUCUCAGGAGGACCUUCACGUUUAGGCCUAAAAAUGUAUAUAUAUUCUCUAUAUAUAGUGAUUCUAAAAUCGAUUAAAUAAGCAUUUGGAACCUCUAAAUUGUCAUAUUUUUCGGGGCCUUCGCCCCUAGAACACAUUUGAGAGACCGACACCCUACAACGCCCACUUUUCUAGUCGCGACCAUCCCCCUUUGGGGACAUCGGCCCUCUAUAGGGGCAAAUCAUGGCGCCACCACUGGUAUCAGGUAGAACAAGUACCGUAAACUCAAAACUAUGUUUGUAAAUGAACUGGGAAUCAUGCUGAUAAAACAAAAAGUUAUGUCAAUCAGUGACAACAAUAAUUCAAUACAGAAAGACUAUUUAUUUUGAAUAUCUCUGUCAGUGGACGCAAGUUGAACAGAUGAGAUAUCUUCGAGUUGAAAUUGAUGACAAUCUAACAUGGGACUACCACAUUCAAAAUACAAAGGUUAAUAUGGAGUCAAUGAGACGAAUCUAUUUGUGACAUGAUUUCGUCAUGAUUGCUCAACGAUUGUGUGAUUUUAAAACACAAUAUUUACAUAAAAAAUGUAAUCACAAAAGCUUUGGUAAGAUUAUAGUCCAGCAAGGUUUGUUUGUUCGCGAGAAAUGUUUCCCCUGACACCCUACCCCCUCCCGCUACCAACUGAUGAUGAGGAUUAAACGUUCUGGCUUAUAUUUGUUGACUCUUUCGACUCUAAUUAUGAAGUCUAAUUAAGAAAUUUACCUGUCGCUCGAUGACAGCGAUUUCGAUCUCAACAUGUUUGUUAUGCGUGAGUGAUUGUUUAAUUGUGCAUUGAUCUAAAAAGGGCGUAUUGAACCGUAUGACUAUAAGAAGCUACAUGAUUGGACUACUGUCUCAUUUUGGUAGGAAACUGGUAUCAUCAGUAGUUAGAUAAUUCGAAAAUGGACAUCUUCAUCACUGUCGUCCUCUUCCUUGCUACCGUAUCAAACACAGCUGGCCAAGACUGGAGCUAUACCGGCGAUACUGGUCCCUCUUAUUGGGCGGUGACCUAUCCAGCAUGUGGAGGUGAAAAGCAGUCUCCCAUCAAUAUUGACACUGAUGAUGUAGAGAAAGACAACCUCGGAACCUUUACCAUGGUUGGGUUUGAUGACACCAAUGAUAAAAGCAUGAUAGUUGAAAACAACGGGAAAGAACUGCAAGUAAAUCUUGUCGGAGAUUAUUCAAUUUCUGGUGGCGGACUUCAAGGUUCAUAUUUGCCUGUUCAGUUCCACUUUCACUGGGGAAGAAAUCUUCAAGAAGGAUCUGAACACUUGGUCGACAGUACUGCAUACCCGGCAGAGAUGCAUAUUGUCCAUUAUAGUGACAGGUUUGCCAGUUUAGCUGAUGCAAUCAAUGAUCCAGCAGGACUGGCCAUUCUAGGUGUUUUCAUUGAGGAAUCUACUGAAGACAAUUCGAAUUUUGAUACAAUUUUUGGUGUUAUAGAUGAUGUUCGAUAUCCAGGGAAUCAAACCGCAAUUCAAGUUUUUAACUUGGAAAAUGUUUUUCCAGAUGAUCUUACUAAAUUUUAUCGCUAUAAUGGCUCACUGACUACGCCAGGAUGCCAGGAAUCUAUUGUGUGGACCGUGUUUAAAGAAUCCAUCUCCCUAUCGAAUAGCCAGAUUGAGCUUUUCCGAACCUUAGUAGGUGACGACGGUAAUACUAUCCAGCACAACUUUCGACCACCUCAGCAACUGAAUGGACGUAAAGUUGUUUUCUCCAACCCUGACUAUGACCCAUCACAUGGCAGUGUUCUUGUACCGUCUCUUCUUGUAUCCAUCUUCAGUAUCGUCAUUUUGACGUUUUUGAAAUAGAUAGAAUGGAAUAUAGUCCAAUCGAUCUCUACAGUUAUUUCGAAUCAAGCAGGUAUAUAGGUAAAGGGGAACGAAUACUUACUGACUGAGGACACAAUUGGUCAAUGACGUCAUUUGUAGCCAGGAAGUUGAUUUAAAAAAAAAACUAGUGUUACUUGGAUACUUUAAUUCAUUAGCCCUUUAUUCUUUGGGUAGGGCCCACGGUUUCAGAUAAUUUAAAUUUGCUUCUCUGGAACACAAACAAUGUUUGUCACAUUCAACAUCUUUACACGUCUAUGGUUUGUAAAUUAUGCCUAUUAAAGCAAUUACAGUAUUCAGAAAAUACAUACUCGCACUUUAUCGACAAAGCCAACUGUUGGAACCAUAGAUUGUACAGUGACUCAAUUGCUCUUAUUAAACUUAAAUAAAUGGUAGGAAUAUCAUCAGGUAUUAAACCAAUAUGUCUCUGCCUACUGACAGUUAGGUCUAGCAUUACACUGAUGUCAAGCGACAAUCUACACGUCGAUCAUUUUGUACCAGACAUUAUUAUAUAGUCUGGUACAGAGUGGUAGAUACGAUGUAAUAUUUUUUGCAAUUUAGAGCAAAAAUAAUUAUCAGUGAUAUUAUGAUAGUGGAUAUCGUUUUUAUUUGUACUUAAAACUGGCGUGCAAAAGCAAACACGUGUCUUAUAAUUGAUUUGCUUUGAUGGUAAACAGCGGUAAUACGAUGGAAAGUCGACUGACCAAACGAUGGUUCUGGAGGUGGAAGCGUCUCGGAUAAGGACUAUAACCUGUAGGCUCAGUGUACAUAAUUGGCUCAUGUGCACUUUAAAGAACCCAGUAAUUUUUUCGAGACUAGUAGUGGGUUAUCCCGGUUGACUGGUUCAUAGAGUCACGGUUAUCUAACGGUUAUGGACCAUUAGGUCCUUUGCAGGACGUACCUACAUGUAAACUUAAAUAGUAAUUAUACAAUUAUAUAUUCUAUGAUGGGGUGACUU
Messenger RNA from Anneissia japonica, 3243 nucleotides. Its product is annotated as carbonic anhydrase 14-like. The coding region runs from base 1359 to 2267 and encodes 302 amino acids. The record is from RefSeq and is a predicted model, not a curated record. Gene Ontology annotation, cellular component: plasma membrane. The transcript has 9 exons. Lineage: Eukaryota; Metazoa; Echinodermata; Crinoidea; Comatulida; Comatulidae. Gene Ontology annotation, molecular function: zinc ion binding; carbonate dehydratase activity.